GCCAGCCGGAGAAGUCCUGUCCACAGCACCAAGGGCAUUGUUGCCUGCACCCAACCUCUGGCUGCCGCGGCGGGACAGAAAAUCCUCGCAGCGGGUGGAAAUGCCGCCGAUGCUGCAGUUGCUGUAGGUACGUUUUUACACCACAGCGCCUCGACUUUGGAUAACAGGCUCACUCGCAUCAUUCGAUGCUCGGGGUUGCAGCCGCUGCUUUGAACAUCACAGAACCGUCCUCCACGGGUAUUGGAGGUGACAUGUUUUGCCUCUUCUAUGAUGCGAAAACAAAGAAAAUCCAUGCUAUGAACGGUUCCGGACGCUACCCGGCGGAAGCAACCCUUGGUCAGAUCAGGAAAGACCUGAAUCUGAGCCCCGACAAAGCGGGGCGUAUUCCGAUGACCAGUGUUCUGGCGGUGUCAACCCCAGGCGCGGCCGCCGGAUGGGUCGACACGGUUGAGAAAUUCGGUAGUGGAAAGUUGACAAUGCAGCAGAUCUUGGCACCGGCCAUUGAAAUGGGAGAGGAGGGCUUUCCUGUCUCCGAGCUAGCAUCGUACUUUUGGCGUGAAAGCGAGCAAUUGAUUCGUGAUGCGUGUCCCAAUUUCCGAGAGAUGCUCAAGGUUGACCCCAAGGCCAAGGAUGGCGUGAGGAGUCCAUUGCCAGGCGAGAUCAUGAAGAAUCCUACGCUAGCUCAGACGUUUAGAACCCUGGCUGCGGAAGGCAAGAAAGGAUUCUACGAGGGCCGCGUUGCAGAAGAGCUUGUCAGAGUGGUCCGAGAUCUAGGAGGCUAUAUAACCCUAGACGAUUUGAAGCAUCAUGCACAAGCCGGCAGUCAAGAUGUUGACGCCAUUUCACUCAAGUUCACCGGCCAGAACGUCAUAGAAAACCAAACUCCUGGCACCGACGGUGAACUCAACCAGGGAGUCGAGAUUUGGGAGCACCCUCCGAACGGCCAGGGGAUUGUUGCUCUGAUGGCGCUGGGAAUUCUUGAGGAGCUGGAACGAACAGGCAAGAUACCUCGGUUUACUGAAGAGCAACAUAAUUCUACCGAGUAUCUCCACGCGGUCAUCGAGGCGCUUCGGAUUGCAUUCGCUGAUGCGUCCUGGUGGGUCACUGAUCCGGACGUGGAGAAUGUCCCGUCUCAAGACCUGAUCUCAAGGCCAUAUCUAGCCCAGCGAGCGCAGCUAUUUAGCCCAGACCGGGCUGCGGAUCUGCUGGACCACGGCAGCCCUGCACACAAUCACUGCGACACAGUGUACUUUGCGGUGACUGACCAAGACGGCAACGGUAUCUCCUUCAUCAAUAGCAACUAUGGUGGGUUCGGGACCGGCAUCAUCCCUCGAGGCUGCGGCUUCACUCUUCAAAACCGUGGCGCGAAUUUCUCGCUCCAGGCGGGCCAUCCGAAUGUCCUGGCUCCUCGGAAGCGGCCUUACCAUACCAUCAUCCCCGCCAUGAUCACCAACAUCGCCGAUGGCUCGCUUCACUCCGUGUACGGUGUCAUGGGGGGGUUCAUGCAGCCCCAGGGUCAUGUCCAGGUGUUGCUCAACAUGUUGACCUUCAACCAACACCCGCAGGCGGCGCUGGAUGCCCCGCGGAUCUGCAUCGCCGCCGACUCCCAGGACAAGCGCAAGCCGGUGGUCUAUGUGGAGGAAGGCGUCAAGGAUGAAACCAUUCAAGGGCUCAAGCGGUUAGGCCACCACGUAAAACUCCUCACGGGCUGGGAGAGGGGCAUGUUCGGGCGAGGCCAGAUCAUCCGCUGUCAUUACGAUGAUGGCAAACUUGUCUAUAGUGCGGGAAGUGACCCGCGUGGUGAUGGAAUGGCCAUACCUCUUCUUUAAGCUUGACACAGAAUAGAGAGAUACAUAUAUAUUUAUAUAUGUCAUAAGAAGAAUUUGAUUCUCUUGAGAAAAAUACAAUAAUGGCUAACCAUGUCCAAAAAUGAAGCCCUAUAACAAUACAUUAAGACUCCUUCAAUGCAGUGCAGUAUGUGUGGUACGCUAGAACACAAAUUGAUAAUGACAAGGUUGAAGAGACAAAAAGUAAAGGGAUGUUGAAGAAAAUUUCCAAAGUAAAGGACAAGGUGAGAAUGGAAAAAGGAAAAAAAAGAAAAAAAAAUAGGAUAUUAAACCGUUGAUACCAAGCCUUUCUCCCUCAAUGGGCUGCAAUUGUGGACUUGAAAAAGCUCUUCAGCCUCGACUCUCGCGGAGGCGACUCUUCGCGUUUCCGCCGGUGACGACGAUGGCUCUCUCCGACAUGGCGGCUGGAUGAUGGCUGGUCUUCUUCCCUUGACCCAUGCUCCUCCCUUGACUUACGCUCCUCCCUUGAUC
Messenger RNA from Penicilliopsis zonata CBS 506.65, 2318 nucleotides. RefSeq lists its product as hypothetical. The coding region runs from base 186 to 1829 and encodes 547 amino acids. Lineage: Eukaryota; Fungi; Ascomycota; Eurotiomycetes; Eurotiales; Aspergillaceae. The record is from RefSeq and is a predicted model, not a curated record. The transcript has 3 exons.